Molecule: messenger RNA, 1728 nt
Organism: Paramacrobiotus metropolitanus
Lineage: Eukaryota; Metazoa; Tardigrada; Eutardigrada; Parachela; Macrobiotidae
Product: kelch domain-containing protein 10-like
Exons: 4
Coding region: 232-1476 (414 amino acids)
Biological process (GO): positive regulation of stress-activated MAPK cascade
Molecular function (GO): protein binding
Source: RefSeq, a predicted model, not a curated record
CGACAAGACAGCAAUUUUUCUCGAGCGCAGCCUUUUGAUCUGUCUGUUGCAAACCUGCACGUUGCAGGCCUGCAGUGCAACGCACCCCGCAUGUGUGUGGACUGAUCCAGCGUUCUUCGACUUUCUAAAAAUUCCCGCGAAUAAAAUAACCUCCUGAAAUUAUCAGAUCACGUCCCAUCGCCUGACAAGUUGGAUUCUCGUCAGAAUUUCUUCUCCCUCCUCUUCCGCAGAAUGGCGCUUGCCGUAUAUCGUCGUCGACCGUCGAACGCGCGCUCCCGUUCCAACUCCAACGAUGUCGUUAUGCAAAAGUCCUCCAAGCCUCGCACGAUGUACGACUGCGUUAUUGUGGACGACCGGGACAGUGAAACGAGACCGAGCCCGCGAUCCGGCCACCGCAUUGUGGCUAACGACGGCUACAUGUACUGCUUUGGGGGAUAUAAUCCGGCCAAUCCUCACCGUUUUGGCUUGUUCCCUGAACUGUGGCGUCUGUGCCUAGCCACCAACAAGUGGGAACACAUGCCCAACGAAAACUGCCCCGAAGAGACGGCAUCUCACUCAAUGAUCUUGUUAGGGAGCAACUUAUUCGUGUGGGGCGGCACUGGAUUCCCUUUUGGUGAGCGCUGCAGUAACACCCUCAACUGCUAUCAUCUCGGCAUGCAGAAGUGGCACCAGGUACCUGCAGGCGGUGCCAUUCCCAGCGCGCGCUAUGGCCAGAGUAUGACAUUCAAGGAUGGACAGCUGUACGUUAUCGGCGGCACAACGGGUUACAAUUACAGCAUGAUGGUUCACGCUAUGAAUCUGGAGACGCUGGUGUGGGAAGACCCUCAAGCUAAUCGUGGAACCUAUCCUGAGUGGGAUCAUUACACCCCCGAACCACGCUAUCGCCAUGAAAUCGCUACCAGCGGCAACCUGAUUUACGUCCUGGGCGGUGGUACGGCCCAGACGGUAUUCAACUUCGAAGAAAUCCCCGCAUUUAACGUCCAGACCAACCGGUGGACAGUCCUGACCAGCCGCCCCUGCCCCGUUACCGGCACCUAUCCACCGCCUCGCAAAUUUCACGCCGCUGUUCAGCACAAAGACUUUGUCUAUUUGUGCGGCGGCUUCUCAGGACAGUUUGCCAUGUUCGACGACAUUUGGCGUUUAAGUCUCGCUGAUCUCCAGUGGCAGAAAUUGACGCAGCGACUACCUCGACCGAUCUAUUUUCACAGCGCGGCAGUGACACCGGAAGGGUGCAUGUUUGUGUUUGGAGGUGUCAUUUCGGAGAAGGGAGACUGUCGGUCUAACGAGACAUUCAAAAUCUGGCUGAAUGUUCCUACCCUGCAAGAGCUGGUCUGGGAUUCGAUUACCACGAAGUACCACAAAGUGCUGGCCAAGCACGAUCAAGAUGAUCGCGACCAGUUGACACGUCUGGGACUUCGGUUGCCACCAAAGUUUUUUGGGCGUUUGAACGCCAAAAACAGUGGCAUUUACAAAUGAAGCCGCUGUUAAAUUCGUAUUUCUUUAGAGGAAAUGAGAUGUAUCUUGUUAGUUGAAAAUACGUGAUAGAGAGUUCUAGUUCAUACUUAUUUCUUUGAUAUUACUUGGCUGUGCUAAGUAUAAUUAAUUAGAUUUGAAAUUUGAUCCGCACUCUGUUAAAUGUACAUAGUUUUCCCUGCACAAAUUGUAAUGAAUUCACCUGAAGGCUGUCUGCACUUCACUAAUCUGACCAUAAAUGAAUACGGCCCCUGU